CCCCCACCGCCCCCGCCGGGUGUCCGACGUGGAAGUUGCUGGCUGACUAGGCUUCUAAGGAAACGGCCUCCGACCGGGAGCCGGAGCCGGAGCCCGAGGCCAAGGCGAGCGGAGGCGGCGGCACCGGGGCUUGAAUAAGAGUUACUGCCGAGGCCGGGGCCUGUCUCUGACAAUCGACGAGGGCAGACAGGCGGUUCAUCAUGGGUGGUUUUUUCUCAAGUAUAUUUUCUAGUCUUUUUGGAACCCGAGAAAUGAGGAUUUUAAUUUUGGGAUUAGAUGGAGCAGGAAAAACUACAAUUUUGUACAGAUUACAGGUUGGAGAAGUCGUUACUACUAUUCCUACCAUUGGAUUUAAUGUUGAGACGGUAACAUACAAGAACCUUAAAUUCCAAGUCUGGGAUUUAGGAGGACAGACAAGUAUCAGGCCAUACUGGAGAUGUUAUUAUUCAAACACAGACGCAGUCAUUUAUGUAGUAGACAGCUGUGACCGAGACCGAAUUGGCAUUUCUAAAUCAGAGUUAGUUGCCAUGUUGGAGGAGGAAGAACUGAGAAAAGCCAUUUUGGUGGUGUUUGCAAAUAAGCAGGACAUGGAACAGGCCAUGACUCCCUCGGAGAUGGCAAAUUCCCUUGGGUUACCUGCUUUGAAGGACCGAAAGUGGCAAAUAUUCAAAACUUCAGCAACCAAAGGCACUGGCCUUGAUGAGGCAAUGGAAUGGUUAGUUGAAACAUUAAAGAGCAGACAGUAAUUCAGUCACUUCUGCUCCCCUGAAAUGAAGACCACAUCCAUAUCCUUUUGGAACGUUAAGUGUGCUUCACACUACUAAAUGUUAGAACUGUGUAUGUUUGUUGGCAUAUACUGAACUGACUGCAACAUUUGUAAUAAAUAUAAAAAAUAAGUAUUUGGUUGGAAGGGUAACUCAUCGUGAUUGAACCAACUGAAUGUCUGGUCUUUGUAAUGUAAAAUAUUCCUUCCUUGCUUUCUUAUGUUAAGGUAUAUAGUCCAUAUUCUACUUAUGUGGAAUUCGUAUUCAAAUACAGUCAUAUUAAAGAAUGUACUCUUAUUGAGGGGAAAAAACCCUCAUAUUUUUGAAUUAGUGGUUGCAGCUUGUUGGCAUAAACACUAAUAAAUAUCUUAGAUUUUUUUCCCCCUAAGUGAAUUAAGUUUUUCCAAAAAUUUGACUCAGUAGAGUGGGCUACAUCUUCAUUUGCUUAAUGACCACUUAAUUUAAGCUGCUUUGUUUGAAAGCUUUUGGUUAUAGGCAUGAAGUUGAAUAAUUAUUUUAGUGGUUAAUUUCACUGAUUUAUCUAUAAUUAUCAUUUUAUAGUAAUUCAUAGUCGUUGCAAAAAAUUUUACAUAUAUUGACCUAACCGAUUUGUACAAGAACCUUAUGAUGUAGAUAGGACAGGUUAUAAUGUCUUCGUUUUAUGUAUGUGUGGAGUCUUGGGUUCUGAUAGGUUGGCUACUCAACUGCUAAUGAGUAAUACUUCAAAAAAUACUUCAGGGUCAGAAGCUUUUCCCAUAAACUACACCUGAAAAUGCCAACACAGACAACCUAAUUCCUUAAAUAAAAUUAUGCUAACUGAAGUAGACACUGUACAUUUAAAGUAAUGUCUAUAAAUUUAUUUGUCCAUACUAGUAGAGGUAGUAAAAACAAUGGUAAAUGGUUAUAUUUGAUGGAUUCAUGACAAAGUUCACACUGAGGGAAAUAAAAAAGAUCUAUUUUAAGAAGCAUUGUAAA
Messenger RNA from Pteropus alecto (black flying fox), 1739 nucleotides. RefSeq names its product ADP ribosylation factor like GTPase 1 (gene ARL1). NCBI's taxonomy places the organism in Eukaryota, Metazoa, Chordata, Mammalia, Chiroptera, Pteropodidae. Gene Ontology annotation, cellular component: cytoplasm; Golgi apparatus. Gene Ontology annotation, molecular function: GTP binding; GTPase activity. The record is from RefSeq and is a predicted model, not a curated record. The transcript is spliced from 6 exons. The coding region runs from base 201 to 746 and encodes 181 amino acids. Gene Ontology annotation, biological process: intracellular protein transport; vesicle-mediated transport.